Molecule: messenger RNA, 2805 nt
Organism: Styela clava
Lineage: Eukaryota; Metazoa; Chordata; Ascidiacea; Stolidobranchia; Styelidae
Product: mitochondrial glycine transporter-like
Biological process (GO): glycine import into mitochondrion
Cellular component (GO): mitochondrion; mitochondrial inner membrane
Molecular function (GO): glycine transmembrane transporter activity
Source: RefSeq, a predicted model, not a curated record
CAAUUUCCAUAUUAAUAGCUGUAUUCAUUAGGAUAUAUUACUGUUGAUAAUUGGAAACUGGAUUUAACUUUAAGAAGACCAGAAGACUUCUUGCAGUCUGAUAACAGUUGGAUAUAAAUUUUGGAUUUAGGAUCGAAUGAAACCAAUAUUUUACUUUCGUUUCUUUGUCAACUUUUUCACUGUACAUCAUGAACUUUCCAUCGGAGUUACUAGAGUUUAAGAACCUUCAAGACAAUGCGUUGCUUGUGAAAUAUAUUUUAUCAAGAGCUGCUAUUGUUGGAAGUGUGUACGCAUUUUCAGGCGACGUGGUUGUGCCCUAGCGCGUUUCACUAGCCAAAAGACUUGAAAGACAAUCAAUUAAUAAACUAUAAUUGUGACCUCAAUACAUUUGUCUAUAUCGAUAUCACUAUUCUUUUUAUCUUGGAUAAUAAGCAAAAACAUCAGAAAACGCUACAAUCAUGGAUAGCAUACUGGCAAGUCCACUCGUCAAGUCUUUUCUUGCGGGCAGCCUCAGUGGAACAUGUUCCACAUUGUUGUUUCAACCCCUGGAUCUUGUGAAGACAAGACUGCAAUCUGCCGCUGUUGCAUCCAGCUUGGCUGGAUCUCAGAAACUCGGCAUGAUGCAAACGAUGAAUUGCAUCGUUAGAAAUGAUAGAGUUAUUGGUUUAUGGAAGGGAUUCCAGCCAUCAAUCUAUCGAUGUGUACCAGGUGUGGGGAUGUAUUUCAGUUCUCUACAUGCUCUCAAAAGUCACUUUUUUAGAGAUGCAAGCCCAACUGCGUACCAGUCAUUGCUACUAGGUGCAACUGCUCGCACCAUAACAGCUACAAUACUUAUACCAUUCACAGUGGUAAAAACACGCAUUGAGAGCGGAAAUUUUAAAUAUACAGGCGUUGGGAAUGCUCUGCAUAGCAUCUACACACUCGAAGGUCGCCACGGAUUAGUUUCGGGGUUAUCUGCAACUCUUAUAAGAGAUGCACCAUUCUCCGGCUUGUAUCUUAUGUUCUACAACAAAGGAAAGUCAAUAAUGGCUGAAAAUGGAAAUGGCAGCUGCACGAUGCAUUUUAUCUGCGGCAUAGGUGCAGGAGUCUGUGCGUCUGUACUGACUCAGCCUGCUGAUGUAAUAAAAACUCAGAUGCAAGUUAGUGAAAACAAAAAUUCACUCAAAAGAACUGUAAUAAAAGUAUACAAUGUUGAAGGUUUGAGAGGAUUUUUCCGCGGACUCACACCGAGGGUGCUGAGGAGGACGCUGAUAGCAGCAAUGGCAUGGACUGUUUAUGAAGAGAUCAUGAGAUGCCUACAUUUGAAGACCUGAUGGGUUUUGGGAUUUGUGUAUGCUACGUUAUUAUGUAUAUAAAUUUUUUCAUUAUAUUUGCAUUUUCAUUUGCUCUUACUCUUUGGGUGAAAUGGUAUUAACUUGUUUCUUUUAUAUUUUGCAUUUGAUUUUCACUUAUGUUUCCUACAAGUUUAUAUAUGAUUCCCAAAUAUUUUUAGUGCAAUAGCCCAGGGAUUGGUUUUGAGUUCGUAAUCUCUUUGUGUGAGAAGUUAUAGAAAAGUUUAGUGGUCAACUUGAGCCUUUUUGUUCGUGUUUAUGCAUAGUACCCAUGAGAAACUGAAUUGGUUGCUUAUCGAUAAUUUUGUUUCUUUAAAGUCUGGCAUUCUUAGUUCCUUACUACAUGUAUGUUUUUUGGUAGAGAGCACAAAUUGAUGGGGCUGACUCUCCUUUUUUCUUUCUGUAUCACAUUUGCAAAGGAAGGACAUAAUACUACUUUUAUAAAAACCGAUGCUGUUAAUUUUGUUCUUGUUUGUUAUCUCUGAUCUUUUUAUUACAUAUUUUGCAAAGCUGUUAAUUUAAUAGAUAAGUAACAUAUUAAACACUCAGACCCGCUUCUGGAUUUGGAUUAAUCAGUUCAAACCAAUUAUCUCAUCUCAUCUAGAUUUUCAAAUCCCGUUUAACUGCUAGUUUAUUAUUAUUAUUAUUAUUGUUCAUUAUAUGUACUUGAAGAUGUACUGAUAUCUGCAACAUGCAGAUAUUUCAAUACAUCAAAAUCUGUUAAUAAUGUAUGCACAUACGGACUUCUAUCUCUUUGACCUCAAUUUUCUCCAAAUUAAAGUAGGGUCAAAAUUUUCAUAUCUCAAAAUAUUUCCAAAAAAGUACUGGUGCUCUGAUUUGACUUUCUGAUAACAUAUCAAGAUUUGUAUAUAUUUAGAGAUGUUUUGAUGACAAUUUCAUCAAGAUUUCCAUAUAUAGAUGUGUUUCGGUACAUCUAUGAAUGUGGAACUCUGAGUGGUGUGUGCGCCAUGACUCUACAGCCUGCCACAGUGGCAACAUUGCCUAAAAAGCUUGGUUUUCUUUUAUAUUCUUCCCAGCGUGGUAUUUUUUUAGAUAGCUCUUUACAAUGUAGCCUAAUCAAUUAAGUCAUUGACUUGUGUUAACCGAAAACUAGUAAACUGUUUGUUCAAAUAUAGAUUUGACUCAAAGUGUUUUUGCUGAAUUCCUUUACAAAACUGCUCUGAAAUACCAUAUUUUGUUGCUGGAACUUUUUCGGUCACUUAGUUUCUGCAAGUUCACCAUUUUGCAUCCUUUCCACCCAAAUAUUAAUGUAUUACUAAUAGAGAGAGAGAGUAAGCAACUAUAAUGACAUGCUAAGAUCUAUAUGUGGGUGCACUGCUUUGGUGAUAUCUUUUGAUUACAUCAUUAUUGUUAUUCAUUUUUGCCUUCGUGCCCAUUUGCUCUAUUUGAAGCAAAGGAAAGAUUUCUUGUAAAACUUGUAUUGUUUGAAAUUACUCUUGAUGAUGGGACUUAG